Brassica napus (rape) is the source of this 740-nucleotide messenger RNA. RefSeq lists its product as uncharacterized. Bases 102 to 407 code for a protein of 101 amino acids. The transcript has 3 exons. Lineage: Eukaryota; Viridiplantae; Streptophyta; Magnoliopsida; Brassicales; Brassicaceae. The record is from RefSeq and is a predicted model, not a curated record.
GGCUACAAAAUGAAAAGUGCAAAAAGUCUCACCAUACGGAAUCAUCGCGAAUUUCUAGUUUCUCCCCUCUCGUAAAACCCUAGCAAACAAAAAAACCAAAAAUGGCUUGGCGCAAUGCAGGAUCCGCUGCCCGUUCCUUCGCCGCCGCCACCGCAAGAGCACCGUCUCUCCGUUCUCCUACGGCGGCGCUUCCUCGCCUCCGUCCUUCCCCAUCCUCUUCACCCGGCCGUCGCUUCUCCUUUUCAUCGCCUUCUAGGAAUCUGGGAGCGCUUGGUUGCACGCAGUCUUUCUUGCCUCUGUACAGUGUUGUGGCUGCUUCUCAGCUCACCUCUCAUCACAAUGUUAAUUUGCGUGCUUUCUGCGAGCUGACAAACGGUACCUUCCGACGCACUUGUCAAGAUCGCUAAUUGUCCUCUUUGUACUUGAAGAGGCAUAGGAGCGUAUUAUGCAACAGUGUAUGCAUCAGUUACUUUGAAGGGGGUGUGAGAGAUCCAAGGAUUGGGUUACCUCAGAAAAACUUAAAUCAUUCUGUUACUUUUCGGUUCCAUAUUGUGUGGGAUCCCUUUGAUUUUUAAUAGCUGUAGAGCUUUUCGUUUGCUUAGCACAAUAUUUUACCCCUCCUAGAACUUUUUGUUUUGUUUUUGAAAGAUGAAUAAAGUUCUGAAACUACUUGGCAUUGUUUAAAUAAAGUGUAUUGGAUUACAACUAAAAUCAAUGUUAUUCAUAAUUCUUGUUCCUAA